Molecule: messenger RNA, 1221 nt
Organism: Canariomyces notabilis
Lineage: Eukaryota; Fungi; Ascomycota; Sordariomycetes; Sordariales; Chaetomiaceae
Exons: 3
Coding region: 1-1221 (406 amino acids)
Biological process (GO): fungal-type cell wall organization
Cellular component (GO): plasma membrane; fungal-type cell wall
Source: RefSeq, a predicted model, not a curated record
AUGCUGGUCAAGCGUGUUAUUCCCGCCCUCGCGGCAAUCGGGUCGGCCGCAGCCCAAUCUAGGACUUGCACCGUAUCCACGACGACUAUUCACAGUCAGGCCGAUGCCACUGGGCUCAGUGGCUGCCGUACGGUUAGCGGUAGCAUUGUUCUCGCCGAAGAUGCUGCCGGGGCCAUCAGUCUCUCUGGCCCGGAGGAGAUUACAGGCGAUCUGCAGAUUCUCAACAAUGGCGCUCUCGAGACCUUGCAAAGCAGCUCGCUGGAGACAAUUGGCGGCGAGUUCAAGAUGAACAACGUGACGAAGCUCAUUAGCCUCGACUUCUCGGAACUCGAAUCGGUCGGGUCGCUCUCUUGGACAUCCGUCACCAACCUGCAGACUGCGACCUUCGGACCCCUGACCAAGGCAGAUCAAGUCAUCAUCAGUGACACGUUCCUUAACACCUUGGAAGGCAUUGAUCUGUCUACCGUGAGGCUGCUUGACAUCAACAACAAUCGACUUCUCAGCACGUUUACCAGCAAGCUCGGCAGCCUCAGCGAGAACCUCAAUAUUCAGGCCAACGGUCUUUCACUCAAUGUCUCCCUGCCGAACCUUAUCUGGAUCGCCAACAUGACCAUUGCCAACGUCACUGACUUCCAGGUGCCUUCGCUGGAAAUUGUCAACGGCUCGGCUCGGUUUGACAGCAACUACUUCUCCACCUUCAGCGCACCGAACCUGACCGAAACUUCAUCGGGCGAUAUCUCGUUCGUCGGCAACAGCAACCUGGAUAACCUUACCUUCCCCGUUUUGACCAAGAUCGGGGGCGGCUUGCUGAUCGCAAACAACACGGCCUUGGAGAAGAUGACGGCCUUCCCCGAGCUCGAAUCAGUAGGCGGCGCUGUCAAGCUCAGGGGCAGCUUCAAAGAGGUUGCUUUCCCCAAGCUGGAUAUUGUCGAGGGCGCUUUCGAUGUCGCGAGUACCGAAGAUAUCAACUCGUCUUGUGACACUCUUGGAAAGCUGGCCCCCAGCUCCCAGGGUGGUGAAGGCAAGGUCAAGGGUACUUACGCGUGCACUAGCAAGGUCGCGGAUGCCAACGAUGAUACCAGCUCUGGUGGCUCAUCUUCUGGUGGCAGCGGCAGCGACAGCAGCGAUGGUGGAAACAACGACAACGGUGCUGCCGGUCUGGUACUCAACACAGCUCUCUUCGGCCUCGUUGCCGUUGCUGCCGUUGCCUCGGCCCUCUGA